Ostrinia furnacalis (Asian corn borer) is the source of this 1451-nucleotide messenger RNA. Its product is annotated as protein polybromo-1-like. The transcript has 9 exons. The annotation marks the transcript as partial. Gene Ontology annotation, molecular function: chromatin binding. Gene Ontology annotation, cellular component: RSC-type complex; SWI/SNF complex. NCBI's taxonomy places the organism in Eukaryota, Metazoa, Arthropoda, Insecta, Lepidoptera, Crambidae. Gene Ontology annotation, biological process: transcription elongation by RNA polymerase II; chromatin remodeling. The record is from RefSeq and is a predicted model, not a curated record.
GACGUGAAACCUCAGUUUACGAAUCUCAUCAACACGACCAUCGGCAGCCAGGACGUCGAAAUGCUUCUGGAGAACUCGCUGGAUGAUUCGUCGCUCGCUUCGCCGGCCACGCCUCUUUCUAUUGGUGGCAACAGCAACCCAUACAACCCCACCAUGACCGCCACGCCCAGCCAAGAGCGAUCCAACACAUCCGCUACCCCGGCCAGCAGUAAGAAGAAAAAGGAAUCCAAACAGAAGAUUGUCACCGGGUACAUUCUAUACUCUAGCGAAGUCCGCAAGGCAAUUGUGGCGAACAAUCCCGACUGUACUUUCGGCGAAAUAUCCCGGAUCGUGGGCAACGAAUGGCGUUCUCUGCCCACUUCGACCAAGCAGAGUUGGGAAGAGCGCGCGACGCGUUGCAACGAAGAGACGGCCGCUAGGCUCGCCGAGGAGAUGCGAGAGUUGUCACAACAUACCCCAAUGGAGAACACAUUCGAGUGCGCGUGGGACAACUGCGACUACCAGUUCGAGGAGCUGGCGGACUGUAUGGAACACUGCAUCGGGGAUGGUGGAAACAUGAUUGGGACAUUUGUUGAAACAAAGAAGAGUAAGUUGGAACCGGGCCACGUGCAGCAGUACUACCGCGGCGCGUUCACGGAGUACCCCUGCCUCUGGCGGAACUGCACGCGCGUGCGCAAGGGACAAGCGCCCUUCCCCAACCUGCCGAGGUUGCUACGUCACGUGAGAGACCUACACGUCAAUAAGGGCAACGGAAAGAUGAUGGCCGUUCAUGAGAGGUCCAGGAAUUUCGUGCCGUCAACAAAGAAACCACCGAAGACUUACACUGGCACUACCCGUAGCGGUGUUUUAUCGCCAGGAGCGUCACUGUCAGGCAUGUCGCCUGUAGCCCGCAACACGCCGUCGCCCGGCGCGGGCGCAGGCGGCGCGGACGUGGCUGGAGCGCUGGUGGCGGGCGCCCGCGCGGGCUUGGAGCCGCUGUUCGUGGCCGCGCCGCCGCGAGCGCAGCGGGUCACGCACUCCGAGGCGUAUAUCAGGUACAUCGAAGGCCUGCACUCGGAGCAAAAGUACAUCACUCCAUGGGAGAAAUCUCUCACUCCGAUGCCUGUGAACCCCGACCCAGGUCAUUACAACAUGCACAAGCUGACUGCCGCCCACUGGAUGACAGAUGACGCCGUCAACGGCUAUCUAGCUCAAGACAAGAGUUUGGCAGAAACUGACAUCCAAAAGAUGGAUCAGAACUCAAAACUUCUGAAGGGAUUGUGCGCAUUGAGAGAUUUCAUGAUGCGUGACGCACUAUCUAUUUACAAGAGCACUUGAUGACGCAAGAAGUAAUGACGCACUGAAUAUGGUGUGAAGUGUUGACAAUCAUGUUAAUACGAUUCAGCAUGGACUGAAAUUUAAGUUUAAGUAUAGAUAUUUAGAUUUUUCUAAGCUAUAACGCAAUCAUGUUU